Sorghum bicolor (sorghum) is the source of this 1641-nucleotide messenger RNA. RefSeq names its product protein STRICTOSIDINE SYNTHASE-LIKE 10. The coding region runs from base 347 to 1510 and encodes 387 amino acids. The transcript has a single exon. The record is from RefSeq and is a predicted model, not a curated record. Gene Ontology annotation, biological process: biosynthetic process. Lineage: Eukaryota; Viridiplantae; Streptophyta; Magnoliopsida; Poales; Poaceae. Gene Ontology annotation, molecular function: strictosidine synthase activity.
AUUCCAGUUACUAGUCUGGCUGCCUGCGACGUUGCCACCAGCGGGAGCACCAAGCGGGUGGGCUCGGGCGAACCCGUCGCUGGCGGUGGAAACCGAGUCCGUGUGACCGGCCUAGAUGUUGCCGCCGUUCUUCCCUUCCCGGCCACUGUCAGGCUAGACUUAUUACAACAGAAUCCGUUUCGGCCUAGAUUAGAUGUCCUCUAUUCUCUCGUAAUCUCGUUUAUGCAUCAAAUCCCAUUGCCGAAACGGAUUCGGUGUCCACUUCCUUCCCUUCUGGUACUUUGGCUCCUUUGUGCCUCUGUUCGUCUUUGGCAAAGGAAAGGACACUCGGAAUUGGACGCCUCUGAUGUCGAUUCGGAGUUCGGACCUGCUGGAACCGCCCCCCAUAAAAGGCGAGGCCGACGGGCACGCCCUGCUCCACCAAACCAGAGCAUCAGCGAUCGCACUCGACGCGACAGCAGCCAUGGGACGGCGAACGUCGGUGGUGCUGGCUCUGUUGGUGAUCGCGCUGUCGCUGCUGCUACUGCUGCCAUCUGCCGCCGCCGCCGCCGUAGCGAAAGCCAUCGACGCGAGCAAAGUCCAGCGGCUGGAGCUGCCCGACUCUCUGGUCGGCCCGGAGAGCGUGGCGUUCGACGGGCGCGGCGCCGGGCCCUACGUCAGCGUCGCGGACGGCCGCGUCCUCCGGUGGGGCGGCAGCGGCAACGGCUCCGGCUCCGGCUGGACGACGUACACGUACAGCCCGAGCUACGCCAAGAACGGGUGCGCGGCGCCGUCGGAGAUCCCGCCCGUGGCCACGGAGAGCUCGUGCGGGCGGCCGCUGGGCCUGCGGUUCCACCGCCGCUCCGGCACGCUCUACGUCGCCGACGCGUACAUGGGGCUGAUGAAGGUGGGUCCCGGCGGCGGGGAGGCGACGGUGCUCGCGACGGAGGCCGGCGGGGAGCCGCUGCGCUUCACGAACGGGGUGGACGUGGACCAGCGCACGGGGGAGGUCUACUUCACCGACAGCAGCAGCACGUACCGGCGGUCGCAGCACCAGAUGGUGACGGCGACGGGGGACUCGACGGGGCGAAUCAUGAGGUACGACCCGGGGACCGGACAGGUGGCGGUGCUCGCUUCCGGCGUGACGUACCCGAACGGCGUCGCCGUCAGCGCCGACGGGACCCACCUCGUCGUCGCGCUCACGGGGCCCUGCAAGCUGCUCAGGUACUGGCUCCGGGGCGCCAAGGCCGGAACGUCCGAGACGCUCGCUGACCUGCCGGGGUACCCGGACAACGUGAGGCCCGACGGGAAGGGAGGGUACUGGGUGGCGCUCCACCGGGAGAAGAACGAGUUGCCGUUCGGCGGCGUGAACUCGCACCUGGUCGGUGUGAGGAUUGGCGCCGACGGCGAGACGCUGCAGGAGAUGAAGGGACCCAAGAACGUCAGGCCCACGGAGCUGGUGGAACGAAAAGGCGGCAAAAUAUAUAUGGGGUCUGUUGAGUUGUCGUAUGUUGGCAUUGUUAGCCCUUAGAUUGCUAGAGAUACUAUUCAAUAUUCUGGAUGCAUUAGACAUGGUUUUUAUUGGAAUUUUGGUGUUGAUAUUUUUGUAAACAUGGUGGUUCUGUUAUAAAAAUUUUAAGUUGAAUGAAUAUAAUGCUCGUG